AUGUUCCUCCGUACAGCUCUCGGGCUCCGUAGCCUCCCUGCGCGAGGCGGCACGGCUCAGCUCACGUCCUCGUCGGCAUGGAUACGCAUGUGGAGACGUAUGCUCGGCACGGAAACGGGACAGACGCUCGUCACAGGACUCAAGCCGGGCCAACGGCAGCAUCAAUACACGAGGCAUCUUCGCAAUCUACGACCCUUGAACCGGGCGACCUGCACUCGAACCGGCCUGUUCUUUGCGCGAACGCACCCGCGUGGAUUUCACUUCUCGGCUUGGAGACCAGACACGAUGCAGAGGGGCACCGCGACGCAAGAAAAGCUGACGCUGAGCCAACGGUUGAAAAGGCUGUCCAAGGAAUACGGCUGGUCUGCAGUCGGCGUUUACCUUGCUCUUAGCGUUCUGGACUUUCCGUUCUGCUUCCUUCUCGUAAGGAUUGUCGGGACAGACACUAUCGGCAAGGUUGAGCAUUACGUUGUAUCCGGCAUCAAGCAAUUCAUUCCUGAAGCUGUCCGGCAAAAAUGGCACGAGUACUGGCGCUCGCUCAAGAAUGCCGAAGUAAAUACCUUGGGCGACGACAACAUUACCGACAAGGUUGAAAUGGCCAGCUGGGGUGUCAAGGAGGCUCAAGAGUACCAUAAAGAAGAAGCUAGCUUGGGGACCCAGCUUGCUCUUGCCUACGCCAUUCACAAGAGCUUCAUAUUCUUUCGGGUGCCGUUGACAGCUGCGGUGACGCCCAAGGUUGUCAAAGUCCUGAGAUCCUGGGGGUGGAACAUUGGGAAACGAGCGUCACGCUAG
Molecule: messenger RNA, 792 nt
Organism: Ustilaginoidea virens
Lineage: Eukaryota; Fungi; Ascomycota; Sordariomycetes; Hypocreales; Clavicipitaceae
Exons: 3
Coding region: 1-792 (263 amino acids)
Cellular component (GO): mitochondrion
Source: RefSeq, a predicted model, not a curated record